CGAAAGGGCUUAUGCAAAUAACUUCCGCUAAUGUUUAAGAUCAGAAGCGUCCUUCUCAUUUUCGCUUUUCGUCAUGCCGCUUAAAGAUGUUUUCGAAGAUUUCAAAGAAAGCAAGGCCACUAUACAAAAAAUACACCACGAUACAAUAAAGUAUUUUAAUCAACUCGUUGAAAAGCUGUCUGGACCGCGCGAUGCAGAAUUAAAAGUGGAGUUAACUCAAGCGACGUCUCCACCAAACUCGCCCGGAACUGGAUCAGGAGAUGUAGCGGAAGCAACAGCUUCAAUCAGCGAUGUUCACUUUUCUUCAUCUCCAACGGUGGCACUCGGCGACAUCCAAUGCGAUUUCGACAACGCUCUGGCUGAACUAUUGUACACCACCAAGGAAAGAAAGGAAGUAGAGUCGCUUUUCACCGAAGAGCCAGCUCUGAUUUUUGUCGGUCAGACAAACUGCGGUAAGAGCUCCAUCAUCAACGAGCUCCUGGGAUGCAAGUCACUUCCUACCUCGGAACAACCGAGCACCGCAAGGAUUGUACGAGUCCGCUACGCCAAGGAACCAUUCUGUCGUCUCACUACCAAGGAUGGAGAAAUAUUAGAGGUAUGGUUCAUAUUUAUAAACACACCCUAAUACACAAAACAUUUAACAAGUUAACAAGUUUUGUUAUCGCUUCUCUUCAAAAUGUGUUAACUUUUUUAAAUAUAUUUUAGUGGGUAAUCUCAAGUGUACCUCCCCCCCGCCCCCCGCCUACCUUGGGAUUGAAAGGGGGGGGGGGGGGGUGAGAUAUAUUUGGAAAGUUCCUGUUCUGGAGGUAUACUUGGGCGAGAAAAAACAAAUUAAAAUAACUUCUCGUCAUUCUUGUGAAGCACGCCAUGAUUUCGCCAGACCAAAUGGAGAAGACUCCCAAGACUGUUAAUUUUUAAGGAUUUAUUUGUAGCAGACUGGUUAGAGAAGAAUAGCCUCUCAGUAUUGAAUCUAUAUUCGAAAAUCCCCCACCCACCCUCCCCCGACGAACGCCAAGGAACGCGUGACGAAGGGGAGAGGAACUCGUGACGAAAGAAGGAAAGCGUGACGAAGCUCUUAAGGAUUUAUUUGUAGCAGACUGGUUAUAGAAAAAUAGCCUCUCAGUAUUGAAUCUAUAGUCGAAAAUCCCCCACCCACCCUCCCCCGACGAACGCCAAGGAACGCGUGACGAAGGGGAGAGGAACUCGUGACGAAAGAAGGAAAGCGUGACGAAGCUCUAAGAAUGUCUUCAGUGGAAGAAUGGUUGUCUCCAUGGAGGUAGUUUAUCUUUAUAGUUCUAUUUUGCAGCACAUAAAACUGAAAGGCAAGAACAAAAUUCCACGGAAGAAGAUCGAGCUGAGCAGGAAGGACCGGGGGGACUCAUCCAAGGUAGAGGGUAUCAUCGAGACUGGGCUGAACAUUGAGUUCUUAGAGUCCGGUGUCAGUGUAAUUGACUCCCCUGGAAGGAACGAAAAUGAAGCUCUGGAUAAUCUUGUCAAAGAGAAACUGGAAAACCCGCUGGCUUUUGUGAUUUACGUGGUCGAUGGACAUAACUUGUUUACGAAGCAGGUAGGAAGUCAUGACGUUGUAUAGAACUUGUGACAUGUGACUGACACGCAUGUCGUUAGCCUGCACCACAGACUAAACAUCUGGCAGGGUUGCGUUGUUCGAAGCAGGGGUAAGAUAACCCAGGGUUAGUGCAAAAUUUCAAUCAAUUCAGAUCUGAAAGCUUAAAAAGCAAAUUCAGUUUUAUUCUUUUUAUCCACAAUUUGAUGAUUUGAUGGUCUAAAAAGAAUCGAGAACAUUAUCCUGAAAAAUGCUCUUGAACAAAAGAAAUAGAAACCUGGGUUAAAAUUUAACCCAGCGUUAGCGCUAAUCACUGGAAAACAGCACCGAAGACCUUGUUCUAGGCGCUCACCUGUGUACCAGGAUUUGAGCAUGCGUUAUGAUUGGUCUGUUAAAAAAGCCAGUGUCGAUUUUGGAAUUAGGUUGAAGAGAAAUUCGAAACACAUUUCAAGUAAUUCGUUGUCUCCGGGGAACCAGAACAAGGAUAUCGGCGCUGAUUCGAAGACGUAAGUAACCGGGAUUAAAUUACGACUGCGGCACAGCAUGGCACAGGCUAGCAUAUCGUUGACAAAUUGAAAAAGUUUUGUUUUUAGGGUGCGGACUGCUCUUACCUCUACCGUUUCCUCGAAGAAAGACAAAUUGAUGUAUCUCCACUGAAACCAUAGCCUGUGCCACCGACGAAACUAACUCCGGUUAAGUCCGUCUGCGAAACAGCGCCGAAAUACUUGUCUGGGCCCCCAACUGUGUACCAGUAGGCGCCAUGAUUGGCCUGUUUAAUGCCAUUGUUGAUUUGCCAAUCAAGAUAAAAGGAAUUUCGAAACGCGCUUCCGGUAAUUCAUCGAGUCCGUUGAGGGCCACCAGAACAAGGAUCUUAAGGGGUUUAUAAGGCCUGGGUCAAAGAUGUGUCUUGAGCAUAUGAAUAAUUGGCAAUAUCUCUCGCUAGGAGACCUAGAACAAAAUGAGCUUUUCUCCAAAAGUAAAUCUGGAGGUUUUCUUGUGCUUUAGCCUUUAGUUAAGAAAAUUGGUGGCGAAUUUACUUUGUUUCGAAAAACAAAUUGGUAUUUCUGAAAGAGGAUAAACAUACCUAACUUUCUACGUUUGGAAUGAAUGUACGCGAAGUUUAAAAUUAAAGUUUUAAAUAAUUCAAGGUUAAAUUUGGACAUUUAAAAUGAUGUUUUCCCUCAUAAUUUUUUAUUAAAGUGCAAUGGACGGUCAUUGGAAACGUUAAGUGUUAGGAAUAUUUAAUAUGAAUUAGAAAAAUGUUUUUUCCCGAUUUCUUUCCUUAAAACCGGCCACCAAUUGGUCAAUAAUUUACGAUUUUUAGCAAAAUCGUCACGUGACAUAUCACGUGACUAAUUAACGCAAUGUUUAUAGUUGAGAAUGUUAAGGACGAUGAGUUCUUUAUGUGUGUCAAAUUUUGAUUCAGCGCCAUCAUCUAUGCCAAAGUUAUAGCCAAUAAUUCAUUUUCCACAAAUAAACGCAUUAGUCCCACGCCUUAAACUACUUGAGAUAUCGGCGUUGCUUCGCAGAUGUUACUUACCGAGGUUAAUGAAAUUACGUCUGCGAUGAGGGCUACUGAACUGGCAUUAGUCAGAGUAAAAUGUUGUUAUCAGAACUUGAUAACUUAGAUUCAUUUUUAGACUGAUUAUGCGCAUAGACCAUAGAUUUUGUUUAGUUAGCCAUUCACCACCCACUGACACAAUCCGCACUCAUUCACUCACUAUACUCAUUACAUUCCAUGUUAACUCGCAAUGAAAUCUUUAGCUAUUUUCUUAGGGAUUCCAAGGGCAAGCUACAAUUGUAGCUACUCCACCGCCCUCGUACCAAUUACGUCAAAAGCGGAUUUAGUUAUAGACGUUCUCUGUUGUGGAAUAGUUUAUCUGUGGAACUGUGCCAAGAGCGAACUCUUUCCUCCUCUGAAAUCCGGCUGUAGUAAUUUCUAUUAGAAAUAGACGAUAACCAUUUUGCACGGCAUUCAUGGAAAGUAGGCACCUUGCAUUUUUAUUAUUAACAUUACCACUGUUAGUCUCGUUUGAAGAAGUAGAACGCUAGAUCACGGAGGGUCGUCGGUUCGAAUCUAUACUUGGGCUGGGAUUUUUUUCCGAGUUUCAUUUGAUGCAAAAAAUGAAUUAUUAACCAUUGUUACUACUGUUCUUAGAAUUGUUAUUAGCUUUAAUUUAAUAAGUUUAUACUUUAGCCUUUGUCACUUAAUGAUUAUUUUACUGUAGAAAAAUUAAGUUAUUCAAUACAAUACAAUUUAAUUCAAUACAAUGCAAUAAAAUACAGUACAAUACAAUACAAUACAAUACAAUACCCACACUCACUCACUUACUUACGUACUCUUUUACUUCCAUCACUCACUCAAUCACUCACUCACUAAGCUACUUAGUUAGUUACUUACCUACCUACUUUCUGUUUUACGUACUUAAUUGCUAAGACGUCGUGUUUCAUUUGUAGGACAGGGAAGUGUUAAGUGACAUGACAUCUAGAAGACCUGAUUUGCAAAUUUUCUUUGUGGUGAGUAAGCUGGAGCCUGAAGAUCGUGCAGAGUCUUCAGACGAGGACGAAGAGCCAGGUCACAGUGCUUCUGCACGCCGUUUAGAACAAGAAGCCAAAGCACGGGAAAGAAAAAAAGCACGUGUGUACCAGCGCCUUGUUCAGCACGGCUAUUUCUCAGAAGAGAGUAGCCCGAUAAGGUGUAUGAAUGAAAACGACCGAUUCCACGGUCUCUCUGCCUGGAGGCUUCAGAGGUACCAUGAGAUGAAGAAAAAUAACCCAAACGCGCCAACCGGUGAGUUUAAAGGAUACAUCGACGCCUUCGAAAGGUUUCAAAACAGCCUGAAGAGGUUUGCAGAGGAGUCGUUGCAUGAAAGAGUUGAGAAGGUAUGCCAAGUUCUUAUCCGUGUCCUGUCAAGGUGUUUGGACUUUUUCAUCCAGAAGGCCAAUUUGCUGAAAAAGGGACAGAAGUUGAUGAUGAAGACCCUAGACACUCUCCUUAAAGAGGAACAGGAAGUCCACAACAACAUCACAGAGAGUCUGGAGAAGGAAUCUAGUGAAAUUAAGGAGUUGUUAUCUGAAGUUUUCAAUGACGCUCGAGAGGGAAUUCUUCAGGAAGCAGAAAAAUUUGAGUACGCUCUGACGGAAUUCCAAAUUCCACGUGAUGGUGUUGUCUCUGAGAAAGCCGCCGUUGCACACUGUAAAGACCAGCUACAAAGAAUGGUGGCCAACAAGCUACAAGGGGAAAUCAAAGAAAAGUUAAACAUGAUGUUUCGCUCAAGAGACGUGUUCGUGGCCCAAAUUAAAGAACGCAUCGAAGGAAUUGAAGAAGAGAUAGCCUCAGGAGAACAAUUCCCAUCAGCAGCUCUAGCCUUAGGUAGAAGUCUUCUGUCUUCGUAUGAAGCUGGGAUCUCCUUUACAAAAGGAGGUGGAGGGGUGGCUCGAUUUAUUAAAUUACUUGGCACAUGGAUGUAUGACUUUAUGUGUUCACCAGUUGAGACCAUCUUAAGCACCGUAAAGGGCAGGGUCCGCGUAGGAUCCCCUGACUGGAAGAAGGAUGUUGCUGCUGGCGUUCUCGAGAAAGUGGAUCCAACCAAGAUGUCUGAGGAAAUCAUCAAGAGCUUAAACCAACACUUUACGACGUGCCAUGAUGAGUUUGUUGCAGAAAUCAGGAAAGUUCAAGACCUUUUUCAACGGGGAGAGACCAUCAAAGACGAACAGAGGGAAAAGAUUCUCGAAUUUGCUCCAAACCUUGCCCUAUUAGAGAUGCUGGCAUAUGGUGUCAUGGAUAAGUUCAAGUUUGGUUCACCCAGUACCGGUGAUCUCAUUGGAGAUGGUGCGCAAGGAAGUGUGUUCGCUUGCAAUAAUAUAAAGACACCUGAGGGAAAGCCUUGUGUAGUAAAGGUGGUAAAAGUUGCUAGAGAAGAAGUACUUAAGGAUUUGACCCUGGAAUUGCACAACACCAGGUAAGACAAAUUUGAUCAUAUCUUUUAAUGUUAAAAUGCGCAAUAAAAGCAAUAAAUAUUAUUACGCUUUUCAGCACACGCUGUGUGCGUCUAAAUGGCGCGGACCUCAUCUUUCCUCAUCGAUCUUUUCUCUGUAUUUUCUGGUUGGAGGCCACUUUAGCUGUCUCCACAAAAAAAAAUUUCAGGGACUUUCUCUUUGCAGGUAACUGAUAUCAACUUUUUGCCUCGCAUUUGAGUUCACUUCGUCUUUAUGUCAUGGGCAUUAUAAUUUUCCUCAUUUUUUCCGUCCACGCGCUGUAUCAGUGAGAAAAACUACGUAAGAUUCUCCUGAUGAUAAAAGAAGUGAAAGCUACCCAAGAUGACGUUGUGCUUUUUAGAUACGCCUGUCUUGAAACACCUCUGAUUAAUUCGCAGGUCUUUGCGACAUCAGAACAUUCUGCCCAUAAUUUGCAGCAUCGCGGAAGGCAAUCCAGCACGUGGAUUUUCUGUAUCAAUUGUCUCGGAACGAAUGAUGUGUGAUCUCCAAGUAGGUCUGCCCACCAUCUCAUCUUUGAGGGAUAGACUUCAAAUUGCUCUUGACGUCGCCAAAGCCUUACAGUACCUGCACGCAGAAGACAUGAUCCAUCGAGAUGUCAAAGUGCAGAAUGUUUUGGUGAGUGGAGCAAUAAAAUAUUUAAAAAAGCAGAUACAGUAAAAUUAUAUACCACUCUGAGAUUUCCUGUAAUGACCGAAUUGACGUGGUUAAUAAACUAUUUAGUGUAUGUCCUGUUUGGUGCUAUUCUUAAGAAGAAUACAAAUAAAAAACUCGUUCUCGCUGCGGCUCUCUCCGUCGCUCAAAGAAGUAUCGGUAUACACGUAUUUUUCUUUCAGUUUAUGAAAGGAGAGUUAUAUUUUUUGUCGGUAUUUUUUGUUGUUUUCGCCCUCGCGCUCGUAGCUUUUACUCACAACUCAUAACAGCCGCCGAGCCGGGAAAAAAUUGUCAUAAUGCCCGGUUAUUACAAGAAAAUCUUGCCCGCUCAGCAGCCUAUCCGAAGCGCGCGUACUAUUGUACGUAGCCAUAUAAAGAAAGUGGAAUAAUUCAGUGUUGUUGGACUAACCACCUGUUCAUUUUGCUCUUUUUUCAGUUGGAUAAUUCCAACAGGGCAAAGUUGACAGACAUGGGCCUUUGCAAGCCGGAAGGUCUCGCUUCUAACUCGCUUGUAGGGACACCUAUAAAUAUGGCACCAGAGAUGAUCAAACAACAGUACGACAAAACCGUCGACGUUUAUGCGUUCGGCAUGUUGUUAUGGAGAGUGUGCGAGGGGAAAGGCAACCAACCGAAAAACGUGCACAAACAUUUUCUCCCUUUGGUGAUGCUCAUGUUAAACGCCGUCGACAACAAGACGCCGGAGAGGCUGGAUACUUUUCCUCAGAAUUGUUGGGAACUUAUGGAGCGUUGCUGGGCAAGUGAUCCCGAAAAACGUCCCUCGAUGGAUGCCGUUGUAAAAGACCUAGAAGAGAUCCUUCGAGAUCUGAAUUGAAGAUCUAAAAAACAGAUUCAGUCUUUGUUGGGGUUUCGUCCUUUUCAGAAUAAUCUCCAGUUACACUACCAAUCUCUCCACGGACUCAAAAAAAGGCCGGUUGUUUACACAGAGUUCAGCAGUUCAGCAUGUUCAGCGUCAUUGUCGAUUCAGUAUCCACCCUAACAUCGUAGCAUAAAAAACUUCAACCAUUACCAAAUUGGCUGAUUUACUGGAGCUGAAGAAAAACUAUCUACUUCAAAUAUCUCAUAAACAAAUGCACUUCUUCACGGUUAAAGUUAACCUCGUUCCCACCCAACUAAAAUGGUCCUGAGAACAGAAAUUACAGAAAUUACAGCUUCUGUGCCAACGACUUUCUCGAUUACAAAUGUUCGUCUAUAAGGCUCUUUAGAGCAAAGGAUUGUUUUACUUAAGAUCGAUCGUUUUAGUUUUGAUCAAGAAUGACAAGAACGCAAGUGUGAGUGGAUUUAGUCAAAGCUUAAAUUCCUAAGCCAUGUUUUGUGGCUCUUAAUUAAAGUAAACUGUAAUGUAAAAAGUGCAAGAGAAAAAGGGGAAAAUUACCACUUCUAACCACAGUUUUGCUGUAUAAGUAGUUUAAACAGAUUUCGAAACUGAGAGUGCAGUUGAGAGUGCAGUGCAGUGCAGUGAGAGUGCAGUGCAGUAGGGAAAUCGACCUAAAUCAGUGUACGGAAUCUUGCGUUUCAUGCAUUCAUAUAUGACAGCUAUUGUAUGGAUUAUGUGUGAAAAUCAUCAAUGUAUGAAUCGG
Porites lobata is the source of this 7812-nucleotide messenger RNA. Lineage: Eukaryota; Metazoa; Cnidaria; Anthozoa; Scleractinia; Poritidae. The record is from the annotation of a GenBank genome assembly.